This is a messenger RNA of Vigna unguiculata (cowpea), 1177 nucleotides long. RefSeq lists its product as uncharacterized. The record is from RefSeq and is a predicted model, not a curated record. Gene Ontology annotation, cellular component: cytoplasm. Lineage: Eukaryota; Viridiplantae; Streptophyta; Magnoliopsida; Fabales; Fabaceae. Gene Ontology annotation, biological process: protein ubiquitination. Gene Ontology annotation, molecular function: ubiquitin protein ligase activity.
GCUUAGUGACCAAGGCGAAAAGGGAAGAUAAAUUUUGAGAUGAUCAGAAGUUGAAGCUUCCUCCGAAAACGAACAUUGCAUAUGGGAAAUGGCUAAAGGCUUUCACUAUAGUUGAACGUAUCCCUUGCAAAACCAUGCCACUGAACCGUGGCCAAAGCCAAACCACAAGGUGGUAUCAGCUAUGCUUUGUUCCCACUAGUUCAGAUAGUUCAGAUGACUCGGACGUAGAAUCUGUAGUCAUUUCUCCAAGUACUCCAACUACAACUAGUAGCACAUGGCAAGAACUUUUUCCUCCUCCUCCUCCACCACCACCACCACCACCAAAUCCUGAACCUCAAAUUGAUUGGCGUUUUCCACCACCACCACCUCCGCUACCAGAUUUUGUACGGCCACUGCGGCUGCAACAACAGCAUCAGCAUCAGCCUGAACUCAGUGGGGCUUGGGCUAUUUUUGACUUAGAAGUACAGCAAGAUAGGCCUCAAUCUCACAGUAUAAGUCAUGUGUUUGAAGGUGAUAAAAGUGGGUGCUCAACGAUUGCCAUGAAUGGCCUUAGCAGGGUAAGAGUAUCAGAGAUAGAUAAACUCUUUCGAUGUCCCAUUUGCAUGGAUGAGUUUAAAGUGUGUGAUCAAGCAUACCGGUUACCCUGCACCCACACCUAUUGUUCUGAAUGCAUUCUUCGUUGGCUUAACAGCAGCAAAACAUGUCCAGUUUGCAGGCUUCAAUUGAGUGGUUAUAGUUUUGAUAGGACAGAUGAUAGUAAUAAUAAUAAUAAUAAUUUGAACUCGCAAGUUGAAUUUCUAUCACCAUUGCCGCCGCCGCCGCCACCACCACCACCAUCAAUAAUAUACAAUGAUUCUCCUCAGCGCUCGGAGUAUUUCUUAGAAUCUUCUCUCUACGUUACAGCAGGUGUAGAGAACAGCGCAAGUGGUAACUCAGAUGAAGCUGAUUAUGAUAGUGCAUGUGAUGAGCUUGGUGAUUCUCAAGAAGAUGGUGCUUCUCAUACUGCUUCUGAUACUCCAAUUUAACCGUCAGUGUAGUCAGUUUAUGACUGUAAAGAACUUCUGAUUGUCCUUUAUUCUCGUGAUUUCUAUGGCCAAAUAAUUUGGAAAUGUAUUGCUUUCAAUUAUCUUGUAACUUCAGCUAAAUUUAGAUCUAAUUGAUUUUCUGGUGAGCUUAA